GCAUAAGAUCUGUGGGCAGAGGAAACUAUCUUGUCAACACAUAUACUCUUUGGUAAAUACGAACGUACAAGUGGCAGCUGUCUAGUAUCUUACUUUACACAUGUCGUCUUUUGGUCAAUAGCUGCGUCCUGCAAACUGACAUUUUAACUAAAGUUAGUCAAUGUAAGUAGCCACAACUGGUGCUAACGCUUCAACUAAACCUUCACUUCGUUAUCUUUGUUUCUGUGUCGCACAGUGUUUAACACAAACUUUGUAGUAACUACACCUCCCACAAUUCACUUAACGUAACAUCCGCACUUUCUAGAACCUUGACGAGUUUUCUGGCGCUACUCUUCAGUCUGCCUAUGUGAGAAUAGCUAACUGGCGUCAUUUUAUUGCACCCUACCAUUCAAGCAGUUCACACCAAAAGGACCUUUUACUACAGGAGCUAUCUGCUCGCAGGUGGUAUCAAUAAUAAGUUAGUAAGACUUGGGUAUGUAGAGCUUGUUGUGUUGUGCUAAUGGCUUAAUGGCAUCAUUAUUUAAAAGGAAAACAGUGAACUGACGGAUACUGGCUAACAUUAGCUAGCUAGCUAAACAUCAACAACAUAAACACGGAAAGGGGCUGGUCUGUCUGUAAUGCUAUAGCUAUAGGUCUGGUGGGCUUAUUCAAAGUAGUUUUAAAUAACGCAUGGAUGUAGCUAGCUGUCACUUUGUUUAACAAUGUCACGUAUAAAUAAUAGUUUUAGUUGAAACGUCAUACUAUGUUAAACAGUACGUGCAGCAGUUGCGUUGUAGCUAGCUAGCUAGCUAGAUUAUCAGCCAGCUGCCCUUGUGUAAACAGAUUCCUAACUUGUGCACCAUGUACCGUUAGGUUACAGAAGAUAUCUUUUAACCGUUUAUCUGAUUGGUAUCAAUACUGAUGUUCCAGAUCAGAUCCGUUUGUAGUUAUCUACCUAUGGGUCUGUUCAAAUAAUUUCACCGACUGGACGACCAUGCAUCACCCUGCUCCUACAAGCAGUGCAUUGGGGUUUCUGCCAGCCAUGUAUUCAUUUUCGGGCCCCACAAGCCUUCCUGAAUUUGACCUCGGAUCUCCAAGUACUUCUGGUCACCUACAGAGAGCAGCUCUGUCUAACAACAGCUGGGAGACACGAUGCCUAAGGAAGCACAGGAGGAGAGUUGAUGAUGAGGGAUGCAGUGCUAAAAGGAGGAGGUUAAUGGUAGAGGCAGAAGCAAACUUUUCAGAGAACUCAGACUCUAGCAUCGGUCAAGACUGGCCUACAGCGAACAGCUGCCCUCCUCUGCCUGCACAGCGAGCCAGCCCUGCACCUUCACAGCCCUGCACAGCAUCUGAGAGCUUGCCACAGCCCUCUUCUGCCCCGCCGCGACCAGAUGCAGAGAGUUCCUGCAUGGAGAUAGAGGCAGCUCAGAGGAAACUUCAGGAAAUUGAAGACAGAAUAACACUGGAGGAUGAUGAUGAGGAUGAAGAUCUGGAUGUAGAGCCAGCCCCGAGACGGCCAGUGCUGGUAAUCUCUGACAGUUUGAAGGAGGGUCUACAGCGCGGCAUCAGCGACAUCCUACCGCACACGGUAGCCCAGUCCGUGAGCCAUUCUUGCAUGGAGUUGGUGUUGUGGCGGCCACCAGACGAUCCCUUUUGUAAGAAGCGAAAGGGCUCCUUUCAGAAACAUCGUAAACAACAGACAGUAUCUCGGCAACCCCCGACUCCAUGCCCAUCUCCCACCCCUCACAGUCCCCUCCGCCCAUCCAGUCCAACAACAGACACACACUCUUCUCUGUACAGCUUUCCUGUAGCCCACGGCUCUGGAGAGGAGGACAUGGAAAUGUAACGGCGCUUGAUGACUUUAGAAACCAUGCUAAAGUUAAAGACUGAAAUUGUAGUCAAAAAAAGACUGUAAAGGUGUCAAAAUCUCUUGAAGUUGGUCAGUUUGGCAAGGCACGUUGGCUGUACAUGAAUAUUGUGCUGUUUUUUUAGACAGUUGUGCAACACAUCUUUUGCUUUACAGUCACUCAGUUUAGUUUUUUUCUCAAUAUAAUCACAUACAACUAUGUAACAAUAACGCUGACUUAAUGAGUAUUAUUUAUUUAAAUCUCCAAGACACCUGUCAUGAUCUCAAAACUUUGAAAAGUUCUAAAGACGGCCUUACAUAACCAAUUUAAAUAUAGUACAGAAUUAACUUUUGCCAUUAGAAAUAAGAAACGUUGUACAUAUUUUGGCCAAAGCCUGACCAACAACACACUGGUGUACUGUUAACCCUCCUGUUGUCCUCGGGUCAAAUUUGACCUCUUUAAAAAAUGUCUGUAUCUGAAAUAUGGGUUUCUUUUUAACCAAAUUACCACAAAAAAAUGGAUUGGAUUCCAUACAACACAACAUACAAUUGGUCACUUUCAUUCCAAUAUCAAAUUCUUGUCAGUUUUUGACCCGGGAGGACAAA
Messenger RNA from Etheostoma cragini (Arkansas darter), 2431 nucleotides. It is a transcript of the gene ccdc117, whose product is annotated as coiled-coil domain containing 117. The transcript has 5 exons. NCBI's taxonomy places the organism in Eukaryota, Metazoa, Chordata, Actinopteri, Perciformes, Percidae. The record is from RefSeq and is a predicted model, not a curated record. Bases 974 to 1825 code for a protein of 283 amino acids.